This is a messenger RNA of Dendronephthya gigantea, 14833 nucleotides long. RefSeq lists its product as uncharacterized. Gene Ontology annotation, molecular function: calcium ion binding; protein binding. The annotation marks the transcript as partial. The record is from RefSeq and is a predicted model, not a curated record. The transcript has 59 exons. Lineage: Eukaryota; Metazoa; Cnidaria; Anthozoa; Malacalcyonacea; Nephtheidae.
GAUUUUUACCGGACAGGACGUCAAAGAGACCAUAGUCAAACAUCCCCUUAGUGCAAUUAUAUUCAGUCGGUUUUUGCGAAUCCAUCCAGUAGAAGACACUGGUGCAACAGCAAUGAGGUUGGAAUUAAUAGGUUGUUAUGUCGAUACGAUUUUGCUGAAAACUACUCCCCUCGGCAUGGAAAACGGCUUAAUUUUAGAUUCCCAAUUGAGCGCGUCAUCUGAGAGGUACUACCGUUCGUCUGGAGCCGCUAGCGCCAGAUUUAAUGCCAAAACAGCCGUUGAUGGAAAAUAUGGUGGUUGGAUUGCAGCAGAAAGCGACAGAAAUUUGUGGUUUGAGAUCAACUUUAUAAGCAACGUGACAGUUACUGCAAUACUGACUCAAGGUCUUGAUAUCGGGAUGAGCUACGUAAAAGAAUACACUGUUGCUUUUAAAAUCAACGAAAAUCGUCUGCAAAAUUAUACAGGCUUUGGUAAUGAAGAAACAAUGGUCUUUAACGCUAUGAAGACCACAGUAAAGCAAGACUUGGAUCCGUAUAUAUUUUCUUCCAUACUUCAAAUCAAACCAAAAACGUGUGUUGGAAUGUGCGCCCUAAGAGUUGAAUUGUUUGGUUGGUAUGAAGAACACAGUAACCUUAGUAUUCUGGGAAUGCACAACCGAUGCAUCCGAGAUGACCAAAUACGCUCGUCUGUAAAAACUCCAGACAAUCAUGGCGCACACGCUGCGAGAAUGAAUGACGCAUACGGAUGGUUUGGGGAAAAGAGCGGUAAUUAUUUAGAAAUCGAUUUUGGAAAAAGAGCAAGCAUAACGCAGAUAAUGACUCAAGGCGCUAAAGACUCUGCUGGCAACAGGUGGACCAGAAACUUUACAGUUGCAAUGAGCAGCGAUGGAGUGACUUUUGUUGAUUACCAAGAAUUUGGCUCACGCAAGACUUUCUCCGCCAACACUGAUCACUCUUCUAUUGUUGUUCAAAAACCGAUGCAUGUUAUAUUCGCUCGCUUUAUACGGAUAAUUGUGGACUUCGCUGUACCAAAUCCCGGUCUAAGAUUGGAAUUCCUUGGAAAUUUCAUGGAAGAUAACAAAAACCUGACACCAAGUGAUACCCACUCAGUUGCGCUUGGCAUGGAAGAUCGCUUGAUUUUAGACUCCCAAAUUUUUGCAUCGUCAUCGAGAGACUUCUUAAUAUCGGGAGCAGCCAAUGCCAGGCUGAGCUCUUCGAAUAUUAGUGACAACAGAUCCGGUGGUUGGGUAGCGGCAGAAGAGGAUUCCGCACCAUGGCUCAUGGUGGACUUUAUAAGCAAUGUAAAAAUCAAAGAAAUAGCAAUUCAAGGUCGAAAAAAUGAAAGCUCAUAUGUUACAAAGUACAUGCUGGAAUACGGUACGACACGCAGCAGUUUACAAUAUUACGUCGGUGAUAAUUCUUCGCGACAGAUAUUUGUAGAAUAUAACAACAGAUCUAUCGUCUGGCAACCAUUACAUCCUGCAAUAUUUACGAGAUUCGUGCGAAUAAAGGUGAUAGCUUGGGUAGGAGUUUGCGCCAUGAGAGUUGAAUUUUAUGGCUAUUACGAAGAAUGCCCAAACCCACAGCCUUUGGGCAUUGAAAAUGGAUAUAUCUCAGACAGUCAACUCGAUUCCUCUUCUAUUCCCACAAUAACCAGCGGACCAGGAAGUGCUCGCUUGAAUUUGUCUCCAGGAGGUGCUGAGCUUUCAGACAGUGAUUCGGACAUGUGGUACGAGGUUAAUUUUCUCCGAUGGACAAAGAUUACUGGAAUUAAAACACAAAGUGCCGCUGGCAAAUUUGAACUCAUUCAAACAUUCACAGUGAGCUAUAGCAGCGAUGGUAAUACGUUUAUCGACUACAAAGAAUAUGGCCAAGUCAAGAUUUUCUCGGGAAACAGCAAAGUUGAUUCGAUAGUGGAGCAGCGUUUCUCUCGUGUUAUUCUUGCUCAAUAUUUGCGCAUCAAUCCUAUUUUAUGGAACGGGAAGCCUGUCAUACGAAUGGAAGUAAUGGGCGCGUAUGUAGUUACAGAUUGGUUCGAUCCAGUUGCGCUAGGAAUGGAAAACAAAAUGAUUCUAGAUUCUCAACUGGUCGUUUCAUCUCAGUACUCCAUAUCCGUUGCGUCCAAUGCUAGAUUGAAUUUGAAAACAUUACGUGAGAACAUCGACGAAAACACCACAAAAAUAGUUCGAUAUGGCGGUUGGAUCGCAGCAGAAGACGACAAUGAACCAUGGUUUCAAGUGGACUUCAUAGCAAAUGCCACAAUCAGUGCAAUUUUAACUCAGGGUUUGGAUAACGGCCCUAUGUCCUCUCAGAUAACUAAAUAUACUGUUGCUUACGGAUACAACAUGAAGGACAGUUUGCAAAAUUACAGCAUAGAUGGACAAGUGAAGGUUUUCUCAGCGAACUACAAGAACGUUUCAUUGGAGAGCAACAAUGUCGAUCCACCCAUUACCGCUCGACUUCUGCGAAUUAUGCCAAAAAAAUGGCUUGGGUAUUGUGCGCUGAGAGUCGAAUUUUACGGUCAAUAUGAAGAGUGCACCGACCCCGGGCCUCUUGGCUUGGAAAAUGGCAAUAUCUCAGAUGGUCAACUUUUGUCUUCAACCGAAUAUGACGACCUUAAUGGCGCACAUAAUGCCAGACUAAAUUUAGUAGCAGUAACGUCUGUGCGCGAUGGAGGUGCUUCUCUUAAAACGGAUGGUCCCGGAUGGUUCCAAGUUGAUUUUCUAAAGUGGACCAAAAUAACUGCAUUGAAAACACAAGGCCAUGCUGACGAUGACUACUUUAUUCAAAAAUUCAAUUUGCACUUUAGCACCAACGGAGUCGAUUUCGCUGAAUAUAAAAAAAAUGGAUUGGUCAAGAAAUUUGGAGGGAACUCCGAUCAAAACACCGUUGUAGAACACCGUCUUACGCGGGUGGUAUUGGCACGUUUUUUGCGUGUUGUACCAACGAAAUGGAACGGAAUACCGUCGAUAAGGAUGGAAAUUAUUGGUUCAUAUGUUGAUACCGAGUGGUUUGAGCCAGUGAGCCUUGGCAUGCAAGAUGGUUUGAUUCUGGACUCUCAAAUGCUGUCUUCGUCAUCGAAAUAUGUUACAUCGGCAGUUGGUAAUGCAAGACUGAACUUAAACACGUUGAGCGAUGCAAGUACGGGAAACAUUAUCAGACAUGGUGGUUGGAUAGCAGCAGACGAUGACAGACAUCCAUGGCUUCAAGUAGAUUUCAUCACUAAUGUAACGCUUACUGCAAUUGCUACGCAAGGUUUGGAGAAUGGAAAUUCCUGGCUUACAGGAUAUACCCUCUCUUUUGGAGAAAGACGAAAUCAGCUGCAAAACUUUAGCAUCGAGGGGCUAAUAAAGGUUUUUUCAGCCAACUCUGACGGCAAUUCUACAGUUGUUAAGCAGUUACUAUUUCCUUAUAUCGCUACUCGUUUCAUUCGAAUAACACCCAAAACCUGGGUUGGAAAUUGUACUGUAAGACUGGAGUUUUAUGGCCGAUAUGAAGGAUGCUCGGACCCACAGGCUUUGGGCAUGGAAAGUGGUGCUAUCUUGGACAGCCAACUCUCGUCUUCUGCUGAAAGUAGUAAGACUGAUGGACCUCAAAAUGCCAGGUUGAAUUUGAAAUUCAUAUCCGGGGUACGGGGAGGAGGGUUGCGUUUGCCAAAAGGAACAGGGAGUUGGGUCCAGGUGGAUUUCAUCAAAUGGGCAAAGGUUGCCGAGAUAAGGACUCAGGGGGAUCAAAGUUCAGCCUAUUAUACCAAGACAUUUAAUCUUCUGCAGAGUAAUGACGGAUCUCGCUUUCUGGUCUUUAAAGAAUUUGGAAAAAAAAAGGUCUUUCAAGCGAACUACGACAGUAAUACAAUUGUCGCUCAACGCCUGACUCGUGUAAUAUUCACUCGAUUUUUACGAAUUGUACCAACAGAUGGGGCCACCUAUAUUGUAAUAAGAAUGGAAUUGUUUGGCGCGUAUGUCGAUACCGACUGGUUUCAGCCAAUUGCACUUGGCAUGGAAUCUCGUUUGAUAAUCGACGCCCAAUUGGCCGUAUCGUCGUUUAAAGAUAGCAUAUCCGGACCUAGUAUGGCCAGGCUAAAUGUGAAGGCAACUACGCUGAGCAUAAGCACAACAACAACAAAAGUCACCGCUUUUAAUGCGACCAUGAACAUUACCAAUAAUAUAACAACAGUGAAUACAUCAUAUAUCCGUCAUGGCGGUUGGAUGGCAGCAACCAAUGACACUAAUCCUUGGUUUCAAGUUGAUUUUAGGACCAAUGUAACAGUCACCGCGCUACUAAUGCAAGGACUGGACAGUGGAAUGGCCUGGGUAACAAAAUAUACCCUUGCAUUUGGGUACGAGAGAGGCGUUUUGCAGGAAUACGUUGUUGAUCAGAGAGUGAAACUGUUUUCCGCAAAUUAUGAUGUCAGCAACACAGUAAGACAAGAUUUAUAUCCAUACAUCAUUGCUCGUUUUCUUCGAAUCAUUCCAAAAAUUUGGGUUGGAUCUUGUGCUUUGAGAGUUGAAUUUUAUGGUCGAUAUGAAGACGACAACAAUUCGACCACCCUUGGUAUGGGAAGCGGUCGUAUCUUGGAUGGUCAAAUUUCAGCAUCCUCCGUACACAGUUCGUCAUAUCUUCCAGGCUUCGGCCGGCUAAAUUAUGACUCAGCUUCCAGCGUGACUUGGGCAGGAUGGCGGCCACUUGCUGAUGCCGAUCAGUGGUUUCAGGUUGAUUUUGAAACAUUUGCGAAAGUCACAUCAAUUUUUACGUUGGGGUUGCGUGACGCAGAUAGUUGGAUAACAAAGUUUCUGGUGUCAUUUAGCAACGAUGGUACAAACUUUCAAGACUAUCUCGAAUUUGGAAAGGCCAAGGUAUUUGUCGGAAACAACCAUAAUGCACGGCUGAGCAAACAGCGGCUGUUACAUUUAAUUUUUGCACGCUACAUUCGCGUGAAACCAACGGCAUGGUAUACUAACGUGGCACUCAGAAUCGAAUUCAACGGGUCAUAUUUGGAAUAUGACUGUAUCGACCCAAUUCCACUUGGUCUGGAAAGUAACUUGAUCGUGAACCCUCAGUUAUCGUCGUCAUCAGAGAAAAGUCAAACGUCACGGGCUAGAAAUGCCCGGCUGAGAUUGGAGCCAAUAGACGGCGAAAGAGAUGGCGCGUGGAUUGCUUCCGCUGAUGAUAGAUAUCCAUGGUUAAGGGUGGAUUUUAAAUCGAACGUAACCUUGAGAGGAAUCACAACACAGGGUCGAUUUGAUGCCGCUGAAUGGGUUACUAGUUACAAUGUCAUGCAUAGUAUUGAUGGGAUAAACUAUGAAACGUACAAAGAAGAUGGAAACGUUAAGGUUUUCUCAGCAAACUACGAUAGUAAUACAACUGUGAAGCACUAUAUCGACCCACCAAUAUUUGCUCGAUAUGUUCGUCUUCAUCCGAAACAGUGCUCCGGGGCUUGUGCUUUGCGUGCUGAGUUUCACGGAUGUUAUACAGGCUGCCAAAAUCCCGUUCAUCUUGGAUUAGCGAACAAAGUUAUCGCAGAUACGCAAUUCAAUUCUUCGUCGUAUUAUACAGGCUACGAGGCCUUUUACGCCAGGUUAAAUCACGCUACAUCUGGUUGGAUGGCGCUUUCAUCAGAUCAAAGUCCCUGGUUGGAAGUUAAUUUCAUGAUGGGGACUAAGGUACAAGAAAUUUUAUCGCAAGGGCUACAGAGUAACUCAUAUUGGGUACACAACUAUACAGUCUCAUUCUCAAGUGAUGGGAAAACCUUUCAAAACUAUCUCGAAAACGAUAAAGUGAAGGUGUUUUCCGGCAAUUGGGAUUCAAACACCGUUGUACGACAUGUUUUAACUCGUGUUAUUUUUUCUUACCGAAUUCGUAUCCAUCCUAAAAAGUGGUAUACGUAUGUUGGACUCCGGUUGGAGUUCGCCGGCUGUAACUUUGGUUGUAUGUAUCCUAAGCCCUUGGGGAUGGAAGCUGAACAUAUUAAGGAUUACCAAAUAAGUGGAUCAAGUUCUUGGAAAUUUACUACCGCACCGUUCUUUGGAAGACUGCAUUCUCGUGCUAGCUGGAUGCCACAUGACUCGGACACGUCGAAGUUUGUUACGGUUGACUUUUUAGGCAAAACUAUGCUGGCCGGUAUCAUCAUGCAAGGAGCGUUUGAGGAAGAUAACUUUGUGACCAGUUUCAAGGUUGCCCUGAAGACUGGGGAUAACCCGUUUAAUCCCUAUCAGCAAAAUAGCAUUGAGAAGAUAUUUUCCGGGAAUGUGGACACCAACACUACAGUAGAACAUAUGUUUCCCCUAGUUUUCGUGACAGAUGCUAUUCGCAUUUUCCCGGUGACCUGGAAUGGUACGCGUCCUGCAAUGAGACUAGAGCUGUUGGGCUGUUAUGAAGAUAUCGAUAUUUGUGAUUCCUCUCCCUGCAAAAACAAUGGGACUUGCAAUGACUAUUUCACUACAUACAACUUCUUUAACUGCACCUGCUUAGACGGAUACACGGGCAAGCUGUGUGAGAUAGAAUGUACUGAUGUAAGACCUCUAGGAAUGUCCGGUGGUCAGAUCAAGGAUACCCAACUCACUGCUUCCACAAUGUACGACAGCGAGGCUGUUCCAUUGGCUGCGAGACUGCACAGCGUGGCUAUUCGUAAGAGUGGUGGCUGGGUUGCUGGGGUGAACGACGGUAAUCAAUGGUUCCAGGUCGAUUUCUUAGUCAACGCCACAGUCGCUUCAAUAUUGACUCAGGGAAGAGAUAACUAUAGUCAUUGGGUUGAAACGUAUCAAGUUUCAUACAGUAACGAUGGGAAUAGUUUUCAAGAUUACACUCAAGGCGGCGUCAUUAAGGAAUUUACUGGAAACUCAGACAGAGACACGGUGGUGAAGAACACCUUAACACCUCGUCUUUUUACGCGUUUUAUUCGUAUUCAUCCUAAAUUAUGCUUUAUGAAUUGUUCCCUGAGGGUGGAGUUUCUCGGCUGCUACCAAGUCACUCCUUUACGUUGCUUGAAUCCAAUUCCACUUGGCAUGGAAAACAAACAAAUCAAGGACAACCAGAUUACGGCAUCGUCAGAGUGCGAUGAUGCAAAGUUUGUCGGACGUUGUGCAGCUGCAAACGGCAGAGCAAACGCCACAAUAUUCUCACAUCAUGGUGCUUGGAUAGCGAUGGCACAAGAUCUGGACAUGUGGUUCGAGGUGGAUUUCGUAUAUAACACGACCGUUAGGGAAAUAAUGACUCAGGGUAGGGAAGACCGCGAUCAAUGGGUAAAACUGUACAAUGUCACAUACAAAAAUGAAACCGGCCUAUCUCGUAUGUAUGAUAUGGGCGAUGGCAUACGAAGCAAGCUAUUCAAAGGAAAUUUUGAUAGAAAUACAGUUAUCAAUCAUACAUUAUCACCAGUCAUUCACCUUCAGAUUAUUCGUAUUCACCCACUAUUGUGCCAUGGAGCUUGCGCUUUGAGGAUUGAAUUUGUUGGCUGUUACGAAGACGCUGAUGUAUGUGAUCCUUCACCAUGUCGAAAUAAUGCAACUUGCAAUGAUCAGUUCGAUUUCUUCAACUCAUUCAACUGUACGUGCCCUGCAGGAUACACGGGAAAGCUGUGUGAGACAGACAUCGACGAGUGCCUAUCUUACCCGUGCCUUAACAAUGGAGCAUGCAACGAUUUCGUCAAUAUAUUCAACUGUACAUGUACGAUAGACUUCUGGGGAAAUAUUUGUGAAUUUGAGGUUAUAUGGCCUAUUGCUAACUUUUCCGUGACGCCUAUACCAGCGCAUAGAUUCGGCGGAAAUAUCUCGGUUGUUUGGGAAAUGGAUCAAGGGAGCUACGUUACAGUUGAGGUGUAUUAUAACGAGAAUAUAUGUUGUAACCGAAGCGCAACAAACCAUCUUGGUGGUAACACCAGUCAGUGCAACUGCCUCGUAACCGAUCCUGCUCGAUUUGAUCCUGAUGGGCUUGUCGACUUCCGCAUUUAUGCCUACAACAGCGUUUCGAACGAAACCGUGAAUUUGAGCGUUGAAGUAUUGAAGAUCAUAAAAAAUGUCCGUAUUUCCACAAAAACUAGCAUUGCCACCUGGGGUAUUGGUGUUGACGGGACAGGCAGCCAAAGAAACGUAUUUCCAACGGAGCACCCGGUAAAGAUGAGUGCCACUUUCGAUGGAGGACCAGCUAGUAUUAUAAAAUGGACAUUCAGCUGCAGCGUGAGUCCAACAAUAAGUGACGAAAGCAAACUUUCCUUUGAUAAAACUUUCCCAAAUGAUACAUCUCAGACAUGUGUCAUCAACCUGAGUUUAACGAACAAUAUUAGUACAGAUCACGACGAUAAGACCAUUGACCUUAAAGAAAGCCUUAUUUUCACCAGUUUGACAUAUGACGGUCCUUUGAAGCCAAAUCAAACUAUGACGUUCACGAUAUCAUUUAAGAAAUUUGGCCAAGGCACUUGCGUCGUAAUGGAUCUUGGCGAUAACAGUUCUCUGCUUGUGUUUGGCGAUGCCUCGUGCAAAAAUAAGUUUGAUGUUUCCAAAAUCAACCCAAAAAUCGUCGAAGAUCCGCCAUUACGGUUUUCCUCAAAAGAUCCAACUACGUCAACGAUCACGAUUACGCAUGAAUACCCGGGGGUUGGUACAUACGACGUGAAGAUGAGCGCUGCAAAUCUUCUAGCCAAUGUCACGGAAAGCUUGAUUGCAGUGGUUAUUCCUUUCGUGUGUAAAUAUCCAAAUGUGACAAUAAUAGGUCUACCACUGAACACAUCAAAUCUGUUACAAGCGCCACAAGUGUUCCGUUCUAAGCUGAUUUUUCUGUCGACCGAAAAUGAAAUCUACUGCGAACCAACAAACCUUGUUAAAGUUUCUUGGACUGUCUAUAGAAUUCUCGACGAUCCAGUCAUUUUAAACACAAACCCAUUGAUAAGGAAAUCCGACUUAGGAAAGACUGUAUACCUCGCUGACAUCAUUUCACCUGACCUUUCUAUACCUGAAAGAGGCUUACCGUUCGGAUACUACGAAAUAAGUGGUCGUGUGGAAAUGCAGGAUAUACCAUACGUUUUUGGAAUUGGUACGCUAUACGUUCAGAUCAUCCAGACUCCUUGGAUCAUUGCAGGUGCAACGACCGGAUCGUUUUACACUGUGCCUUUCCAGGAGCGGGGAUUUUUAAACGCAUCGGCAUCAGUGGAUCCUGAUUUUAAUAACACAGAUGCAAUGAGCUUUGCCUGGUACUGCAGAGAUGUUGGAGGACCUGAAUUCCAGUUGUCUGACGUAGCUAACUUGAGCUUGGUCACCGCUCCUGCCGCUUACCCAGUUGACGACCUUGGUGGAUGUUUUGGUACAGGGCCCGGUCAAUUAAAUAGCACCGAUAAGAUCGUUGAAUUCGAUACGGGGACGAUGGUUGAAGACAAAUACUAUAUAAUUUCACUCGUGGCCUCUACAAGUCAUCAAGGUUUUGCAGUUAGGCGACACUUAACCAAUAUUUAUUUUCAUGUGGCGAGAGGUAAACCACCGGGAUUGGUUGGAAGCUGCUUUAAGAAUUGUUUGGCAAAAACAAACCGGGACGAAAAGCUCAUCAUAAAGGCUAAGUGCAACGCUCGUUGCUAUGGUGAACUUGCUUUUACUUGGUCAUUGUAUCGAUACGAUGAUAUAAAUACCCCAGAACCUUUUAAUCUAUCCUCCCUGCACGAGUUUACGUCAAGCCAACUUAAAGAGAUGACUACGAGCCCAAUCGAUGCACUGGAAAUCGCUCUCAAACCAAAAUCACUGGAUCCUGGAAAGAAGUAUAUUCUGGCAUUCAUUGCAUCCCGUCCUAGCGGUGUUUUUGGUGAACUGAGAUUUACCUUGAUUACUAACGAGGCGCCAGUCAAUGGCACAUGCUCUAUCUCCCCUUUAUAUGGGGUUGCAAUGGAAACAAAUUUCACGGUCACUUGUAAACAUUGGGAGGAUGAAGAUGUGCCUAUUACCGUUGAAUUUUCACACAUCAUGAAAAGUGCGAAAACAGUGUUCUACUUUCAAAAAGUUCCAAAUAGGGGGAAAGUCACGGAAACGCUUUCGUUGUCAGCCGGAGAUGAAGCGAGCGAUUAUUACCUAAACAUCAGUAUUACUGUCAAGGACAGAUUUUUCGCUCAAACCAAGGAUAAUAUGACAAUCCAGGUUGUUCCACAGCCAAAGGAGAGAUUGGACCUGAACCAAUUGAAAAAUUUAGUUUCAGGAGAAGGCAAUGCCCUGGCAGAACUUUUUCAGACUGGUGACAGUGUUCUUGCGGUAAACCUUGCUUCGAAUGUCGCGUCGACGCUGAAUAACAUAAAAGAAAAUACAACAUCAAACGACAGCAGCUCAACGCAAGAGAAAGAUACUUCAAAACAAAUCAGAACACAGGUCAUCUUGUCGCUCGCCAGCGCCAACCUAUCCGCAGAGGACGCAUCUUCACUAGAGCAAGUGAGCGCAGCCGUUUUAGCGCUGACGAAAAAUACGGAGGAAUUAGAACCUCAAAGUCAGGGUGCUGUUCUUCAAAUGACAGAGACCCUGACAAGCAACUUGAGAGGAUUAUCUGAUUCGGAUCAAGGAUUCUCUAAUGUCUUGCGUGGAGCCUCGAAUCUUGUCGGUGGUAUAGGUCAAAUGACAACAAGCAUGACAAAGGAAGCCGGCAAUUCUAGCAAUGGGACAGAAGCUGCGGAUAAAAUAAAACGUUCCAUUGGAAUGAUCGACAACAUUCAGGGAGUAUUGUUGGACAAUUUAGUGGGAAACGAACCACCAGUUAAAAUCGAGUUUGAUGCCUUGUCUGUGCAAGUAGAAAAAGUGAUGACGAAGAGCUUCGCUAACAAAACUAAUGUCGUUAAGGGAGCUAAAUUCGAAACUCCUUCACCUGUUGCACUAGGAAUACAAGCUGUUGUUGGAAAUCGAAACAAAACCAUUUUUCAAAUGCAGCCUGUCGACAUCAAGAUCGCCGUGUCUGACAAGAAUCCAUUUAUCUGGGAUAAUACAAGUAAAGCUGUAUCAUCAAACGUCGUCGAUAUUAAAGUGCAGUCAAGCAUGAACAUUUCUACUUCGAACGUUAGUGAGGACUUCGCAAUCACUAUACCACGUGAUCCCAAACUGUUUUCUGAGCAAAGCACGUUCUUCUUGAAGCCAAGUCACGAGAACGCCACGACAAAAGCCAAGGAGUAUUUGAGGUAUCAUAGAUUCGAGCGAACGAGCGUUUUCACGUCGAUAACGUUUGAUAUGCGACCGGUGGAUCAAGGACUGCCUUUCUCUGUUUAUCUAAAGAAAGGCUCGAAACCAGACAUCGCAGAGAAAGAUUAUCAGUUUUCAUUUGAUUUGCCAGACUUGAGCAGUUGUUUCUCAGGCAACGAAAGCGCGUCAAAUUCCUCUAAUAACGACGAACUCGAGUCCGAUGGAAACACAACCAUCCCUGUCUAUCUUAAAAAAUGUACAAGAGAUCCAUAUGCAAUAUUUGUCUCUAAUGUCGACUUAAAUGGCACUGGGCAAUUCUGGUUUGCUGUGCAGCAUAUACGAACAAGAGAAGAAGACGACAAAGAUGAGUCUCGUCGACGACGUUCAAUUCCUUGCGGAGGGGAAGGAAGACGUGUACGUCGUUCGUGUGUCGUCAUACCUACCCCACCACCUGAACCCACUGAUCCGCCUACAGGCGUUCGUUUUCAAAAACCAGAAAACCUAGGGUUUGACGGAAAGUACUUUUUUCCAAAUCAAACUCCCAACUACAAUCUAACGAUGUAUGAAUCAAGCUGUCUCUACUGGGACGAGAAUAACGAGACUUGGACAGGUGACGGUUGCAAGGUAGUUCUGGGUACUAGCCGAGAGAAAACUAUGUGUAAAUGUAAUCAUCUGACAUCUUUUGGAAGUGAAUUUCUUGUUGCUCCAAACACAAUCGAAUUUGAUUCAGUCUUCAGCAACUUUAGCAGCCUUGCCAACAAUGUAGCGGUUCUGGCGCUAAUAUCGACCAUUCUGGGCAUAUAUAUUAUCGGGGUUGUCUGGGGGAGACGAGCAGAUAAGAAAGACGCGUUGAUGGUUGGUCCUACGAUUUUGCCGGAACCGAGAGGAUCUUAUCAUUACCUCAUAACCACGUACACAGGUAGCCGACCAAAUUCUGGGACAACAGCAAAAGUUGUUUUUAAAAUGUCUGGAGAUCUAGGUGAAACUAUUCCAGCAAGGCUGUACGAUUGCCACAGACCUUGCUUUGAGCGUCAACAAGAGAACAUGUUUGUUGUUUCAUACCCUCAGGGUAUUGGUGAUCUUAGCUUCGUCCAAAUAUGGCAUGAUAAUUCAGAAUCAUCACCGUCUUGGUACUUAAGUCGCAUGAUUGUAAGAGAUCUACAAACUGAGAAAACAUGGUCGUUCCUUUGUGAAAACUGGUUAGCUGUGGAAUCUGAAGAUGGUAAAGUAUGUCGGGUCCUUCCCGUGGCAAACGAAAAAGAGAUGACAAACUUCGGUCACCUGUUUUCGGUCCGUGCCGUCAAAGGUUUAUCAGAUGGCCAUAUAUGGUUGUCCAUUUUCACCAGACCUCCAACCAGCAAAUUCACACGCGUCCAGCGUCUUUCGUGCGCUCUUUCCCUGUUGUGCAGUACGAUGAUCACCAGCGCAAUGUUCUACGACACGGGAGGCCGGGGUUCGAGUCCAUACUCAAUCCAUAUCGGCACGCAAGUUAUCAAUUUACAGCCGUUUGUGAUCGGCCUGCAGAGCAGCGUGAUUAUUAUUCCGAUAAACAUUUUGCUCGUGUCGAUUUUCCGCAAUAUCUGUUCGAAGAAAAAGAAGAACAACUCUGAUGAGGACGACACGGAAAAUCCAAAUGGAGUGAAGAUUGAAGAUUCGAUCCAGGAACCGUCAAAGGGGAAGCUUCCACACUGGUGCAUCUAUAUUGCUUAUGCUAUUUGUUUCGUCGUAUCUACCGCGUCGAUUUUCUUUACAAUUCUUUACAGUAUUCAAUGGGGGAAGAAAACGUCUACAGAGUGGGUAAUUGCCAUGGUAACAUCAUUCUUCUCUUCGGUCCUGUUGUUGCAACCAUUCAAAGCGGUCCUACUUUCCCUUGUUUUGGCCACAUUCAUUCGCAAACCAGCUCAUACGAAGAGUGAGUCCUAUACUGUCACGCUUGCAGAGGAUAAUACUUUUGAAGAACGAACUGAAAUACAAUCUCCGGUUUCUGAGGAUAUGAUGCCCAAUGAGGAAAAAUCGAAAAAAUAUUUAAGGCCUCCUGGUUCAGCCAGACUGAAGAGAGCGAGAACGAAACGGGUUAAAGAGCUGAAGAUGAAUUCAGCUUUGAAAGAAAUUAUUGUGUUCUUCCUUUUUUUGAUUUGCUUAUUGGACGUGGCUCAAUACCACAGGGAUCCGAAUACAUAUUUACUGACCAAGACAUUGUCACAAACAUUUGUCGACGUUGAUUCAUUUUCAAUCCCAUUUAGCUGGAUCGUUGAUGGUGAUGCUUUUUGGAUGUGGGCUCGCGAGACUCUUAUCCCUGGAUUGUACUCAACGGAAUGGUACAACGGAAAGAUAAUUGAAAAAGGUUAUCUCGCAAACAUUGAGAAUUAUCUGGUCGGUGUUCCGCGUCUGAGGUUACUUCGCGUGAAAGAAGGUUCAUGUAAAGUUUCCAGCUAUUUCAAAGAUACCAUUCCUGUCUGCAACUCUGCGUACUCUGUGAUAAACGAAGACGAAGAAGAAUAUGAGCCGAGUUGGGAGCCGCUACAUGAUUUUUCCAACAGAAAACGUCGAAGAACUCCGGGCCCUGAGAGCGAAGAAGACUGGUUGAAAAUGGUGGAGGGAAAAGAAGAACUGGAAAAUGAGGAGGGUGUUAACCGCCGUAAAAGAGCGAUUGAUCCAAUUCAAAGUGGCCGAAAUCGAAGAAGGAAGAAUCGACUCUUGUCUAGCGAAAGGCCGAAGACGUACGUCGUUCAAACUAACGCUCUCAUGGAAGACGAGCAAAUUUUGUCUUGCCUUGAGAGAUGGCACUAUCAAUCAAUGCUGGAGCUGCGAGGUUUUCCAUACUGGGGAGAAAUUGCCGUCUAUGGCGGGGGUGGUUAUGCAGCUAAUCUUGGUUAUGACCAAAUGACCGCAUACACUGUUGUUGCUGACUUGCAUUCAAAUAACUGGAUCACGAGGCAAACGCGAGCCGUUUUCGUGGAAUUCACGGUUUACAACGCAAAUACAAAUUUGUUUAGCGUGAUAUCGCUUUUUAUCGAAUUCCCGUCCUCCUCAGGCGUUGUAACCAAGGUUCAGAUUCAGAGUGCGCGAUUUUACCUUCAUCUUAAUGUAGGUCAAAUCUUUGCUCACAUAUUGGUCAUAUUCUUUAUGCUGUACUUUCUAUACAGAGAAGGAAAGCUCUUCUAUAAGCAAAGAUGGGCCUAUUUCAAGGGUUUUUGGAACUGGGUCGAAACGAUUCUUAUAAUCUCGGAAUUUGCUUUGGUACUUAUAUUCCUGGCACGUUUGUACGAGGUGGAUCGAAAUUUACUACAACUCCGCGAAAAUCCUAACGAUUACGUCGGUUUUCAGUUCGCAAGCCAGGCAGAUGCAGCCAUGUCGUCCAUCUUUGGUAUCCUGGUGUUUCUCUAUAUUCUACGAUUCCUGCGCCUUCUGAGGUUUAAUAGGAACUUCCUUUCCCUCGGCGCAACGUUUUCCCGCAUCACUAAGCCAAUAUUAAAUUACCUCAUCCCUUUUACAUUCGGUUUCACAGCGUUUGGUAUGCUUGCGUUCAGCGUAUUCGGUGCGGAGCUUGAAGAUUACAGCACAUUCGUACGAACAAUGGUUACUCAAUUUAGCAUGUCGUUGGGCGACUUUGAUUUCGAAGCGCUAACAUCCGUUAGCCCCGUCCUUGGAGCGUUCUAUUUCUUCGCUUUCGUUGCUUUUUUUGUGGGUCGUGUUAAUGAA